CAAGAAAAUCAAUCACAGGCUGUUUCUCAUUUUCAACGGAGUUAGAUGAUAGAGAAACUGCAUGAAAACCAAUUUCAUGCUCUUUAGCAACCAAAGCAAGAAUUAGACGUUGACCAUUCUUUCAUUCUUUUCUGAAUAACACAAAAGAUCUUGUGGAUUUCUCCUUAGUCGAGCUCUCUGAGUGGAUAUUUGUGUUACUUGUGUGCUCCAAGAAGAAGGGCGGUCAAAAGAUAAGGUAUACAAGAGUCACCGGAGAGUGGACGGGGGGAGCUGAGGAGUUGAUCAAUGGCGGCGGCGUUAGUGGGCGAUGAUCUGGCUCUGAGUUCUAGUAGUAGGCGGAGCUGGAGGUCCCAGAGCAUAAGGGAGGUGUGGCAGGGGCCGCCGGAUGUGUUCACGAGGCUGCCGACGUACGAUCGGCUCAGGAAGGGGAUGCUGCAGCAGGUUAUGAGCAAUGGGAGGAUAGUUCACUCUGAGGUGGAUGUCACCAACCUCGGUACGCAGGAUAAGAAGAUGUUGAUGGAGAGCAUUCUUAAGGUUGUGGAGGAGGAUAAUGAGAAGUUCCUCCAGAGGCUCAGAAACAGGACUGACAGGGUGGGAAUUGAGAUUCCAAAGAUUGAAGUAAGAUUCCAGAAUCUGUCUAUUGAGGGAGAUGCAUAUGUUGGGACAAGAGCACUUCCAACUCUGCUAAAUUCAACACUCAAUACAUUGGAGGCUGCACUAGGGAUGAUUGGGCUAUCUCCAUCAAAGCAAAGGGUUGUUAAGAUACUUCAAGAUGUUAGUGGAAUUGUGAGACCAUCGAGGAUGGCAUUACUUCUUGGGCCACCAGGUUCAGGAAAAACAACAUUGCUCAAAGCACUUGCAGGGAAAGCUGAUGAUGAUAUGAGGGUGACUGGAAAAAUAACCUAUUGCGGCCACGAAUUUCACGAAUUUGUUCCCCAAAGAACUUGUGCUUACAUUAGUCAGCAUGAUCUUCACUAUGGUGAGAUGACAGUUCGAGAGACAUUGGAUUUCUCGGGUAGAUGCUUGGGAGUUGGGACAAGGUAUGAAAUGCUGGCAGAGCUGUCAAGAAGAGAGAAAGAAGCAGGUAUUAAACCUGAUCCCGAGAUUGAUGCAUUUAUGAAAGCCACAGCCAUGGUGGGCCAGGAAACCAGCUUGAUUACAGAUUACGUCCUCAAGAUUCUUGGAUUGGAUAUUUGUGCUGAUAUUAUGGUUGGGGAUGAUAUGAGAAGGGGCAUUUCUGGUGGACAAAAGAAGCGUGUUACCACUGGUGAAAUGUUGGUAGGACCAGCAAAAGCAUUCUUCAUGGAUGAGAUAUCAACUGGGCUGGAUAGUUCCACCACCUUCCAGAUUGUCAAAUUUAUGCGGCAGAUGGUUCAUAUUAUGGACAUAACCAUGGUCAUCUCUCUCUUGCAGCCUGCUCCUGAGACAUUUGAUCUUUUUGACGAUGUUAUCCUGCUUUCAGAUGGUCAAAUUGUUUAUCAAGGUCCACGUGAGAAUGUCCUGGAAUUCUUUGAGUACAUGGGAUUUAGAUGUCCAGAAAGGAAGGGAGUUGCAGACUUUCUGCAAGAAGUUACUUCAAAGAAGGACCAAGAACAGUAUUGGUUUAGGAAGAAUCAGCCUUACCGUUAUGUUUCCGUACCCGAGUUUGCACAGGCUUUCAACUCUUUCCACAUCGGGCAGCAACUCGUGGCGGAACUUAGAGUUCCAUAUGAUAAGACUAGAGCCCAUCCUGCUGCCCUGGUCAAAGAUAAAUAUGGUAUCUCCAAUUGGGAACUUUUCAGGGCCUGCUUCUCUAGAGAAUGGCUCCUAAUGAAACGGAGCUCGUUUGUGUACAUCUUUAAGACUACACAAAUAACAAUAAUGGCAACAAUUGCCUUGACGGUCUUCCUAAGAACAGAGAUGAAGUCCGGUAGGAUCGAGGAUGCUACUAAGUUUUGGGGAGCAUUGUUCUUCAGUCUCAUCAAUGUCAUGUUCAACGGCAUGCAAGAGCUCGCAAUGACUGUAUUCAGGCUUCCAGUGUUCUUCAAACAGAGGGAUUCAUUAUUCUAUCCAGCUUGGGCUUUUGCCUUGCCGAUUGGGGUACUCCGUAUUCCACUUUCAGUAAUGGAGUCUGGAUUGUGGAUCAUUCUUACCUACUACACCAUUGGCUUUGCACCUUCUGCCGUUAGGUUUUUCAAACAAUUGUUGGCAUUCAUUGGGGUACAUCAGAUGGCCCUCUCUUUGUUCCGUUUCAUAGCAGCAGCUGGAAGAACACAAGUAGUCGCCAACACUCUUGGAACUUUCGCCUUGCUUUUGGUUUUCGUGCUGGGAGGCUUUAUUGUUGCAAAAGACGAUAUUAAAGAUUGGAUGAUAUGGGGAUACUAUGUUUCUCCUAUGAUGUAUGGACAAAAUGCCAUUGCAAUCAACGAGUUUCUUGCAGAGAGAUGGAGUGCACCUACCAAUGGCACUGAAAAGACUGUUGGAAAGACCCUUCUUAGGGACAGAGGUUUAUUUACUACCGAGUCUUGGUACUGGAUAUGCAUCUUCGCUCUUUUUGGGUUCACUCUUCUGUUCAACAUUCUCUUCAUUUUAGCCUUGACUUACUUAAACCCUCUUGGGGACAAUAAGGCUAUCAUACCAGAUGACAAGGCGGAAAGCAAGAGGAAGCGACAUAUAACAAAUGGUGAAGGUGUUCAAAUGGAUGUUAGAAACUCCCAUGCAACCGCCAACUCGACUGAUGGAGGAGCAAGCAGUGAACCAAGAAGAGGGAUGGUCUUGCCUUUCCAACCCCUCUCUCUUGCGUUCAACCAUGUGAAUUACUAUGUCGAUAUGCCUGCCGAAAUGAAAACUCAAGGUGUUGAUGAAGAUAGACUUCAGUUACUGCGAGACGUUAGUGGUGCUUUCAGGCCCGGUGUUCUGACAGCAUUGGUAGGUGUCAGUGGAGCUGGAAAGACGACGUUGAUGGAUGUACUGGCAGGCCGAAAGACAGGAGGAUAUAUUGAAGGAAGCAUAAACAUAUCAGGCUACCCAAAGAACCAAACAACAUUUGCUCGAGUCAGCGGAUACUGUGAACAGAACGAUAUCCAUUCGCCUUACGUUACCGUCUAUGAAUCACUUCUUUACUCUGCCUGGCUACGUCUUGCUGCAGAUGUGAAAACAGAAACACGAAAGAUGUUUGUGGAGGAGGUCAUGGACUUGGUUGAGCUCAAUCCCUUGAGGAAUGCUCUUGUUGGACUUCCGGGAAUCGAUGGUCUUUCAACAGAGCAAAGAAAGAGGCUGACAAUUGCUGUUGAGUUAGUUGCCAAUCCCUCCAUAAUCUUUAUGGAUGAGCCAACAUCAGGACUCGACGCCCGAGCUGCUGCAAUUGUCAUGCGCACAGUGAGAAAUACAGUGGAUACAGGUCGAACGGUGGUCUGUACUAUUCACCAGCCUAGUAUAGACAUUUUUGAAGCUUUUGAUGAGCUACUGUUGAUGAAGAGAGGAGGACAAGUAAUUUAUGCUGGACCUCUUGGUCGCCAUUCUCACAAACUUGUUGAAUAUUUUGAGGCUGUGCCAGGGGUUCAGAAAAUCAAAGAGGGCUAUAAUCCAGCUACUUGGAUGUUGGAGGUCACCUCCUCUGCCGUUGAAGCUCAACUCGACGUUGAUUUUGCAGAAAUUUAUGCCAACUCUGACCUUUAUCGGAGGAACCAAGAACUGAUAAAGGAACUAAGCACUCCCCCACCAGGAUCUCAGGACCUAUACUUCCCCACGCAAUACUCGCAGUCGUUCUUAACUCAGUGCAAAGCUUGCUUCUGGAAGCAGCAUUGGUCCUACUGGAGAAACUCACAGUACAAUGCUAUUAGGCUUUUCACAACAAUCGUCAUUGGCGUUAUGUUUGGUGUUAUCUUCUGGCAGAAAGGGGACCAAAUACAUAGACAACAAGACUUGCUUAAUCUGCUCGGAGCUACUUAUGCUGCUGUACUUUUCCUCGGAGCCACCAAUGCUUCUGCUGUUCAAUCCGUUGUCGCGAUUGAGAGAACUGUUUUCUAUCGUGAAAGGGCUGCAGGAAUGUACUCUGAGUUGCCUUAUGCAUUUGCACAGGUUGCAAUAGAGACCAUAUACGUCGCUGUACAAACCCUCGUCUACUCUCUGCUUCUCUACUCCAUGAUUGGAUACCACUGGACGGGCGAGAAAUUCUUCUACUUCUACUACUUCAUAUUCAUGUGCUUCACUUACUUCUCGAUGUACGGCAUGAUGGUUGUUGCGUUGACACCUGGCUACCAAAUCGCCGCCAUCGUUAUGUCCUUCUUCCUCAGCUUCUGGAACUUGUUCUCUGGUUUCCUCAUCCCACGUCCCCUCAUCCCAAUAUGGUGGAGGUGGUACUACUGGGCUUCUCCCGUCGCCUGGACAAUCUACGGUAUUUUUGCAUCCCAAGUAGGCGACAUCACUACCGAACUCGAACUCACGGGCAACACUGGAAGAAUAAGGGUGAAUGACUUCCUUAAAGACUACCUCGGCUAUGAUCAUGACUUCCUCAUCCCAGUGGUCUUCGCACACGUCGGUUGGGUUCUCCUGUUCUUCUUUGUUUUCGCCUACGGAAUCAAGUUCCUUAACUUCCAAAGGAGAUGAGAACAUCUGCAGUGUAAGAUUGUUAGAGUUUUGUAGGUUUCAUACAUCAUAAAGUUAAAAAUGUAUGUAUACUACUGUAGUUGUAGCUUGUCAUAAGGGAGACAUCCCCUCUCCAUUUUCUUUUUGAUUGCUUUUGUUUGUAUAACUUUUUCUUUUGCUUGUUUUAUACUGCAAUUUGCAAGGUGUAUAAUUUAUUCUUUUGUGUUUAUGAUUUGCCAAAGAUUUGUGUAACACAGUAUCAGCUCCUUUAUUGUGUAA
Sesamum indicum (sesame) is the source of this 4845-nucleotide messenger RNA. RefSeq names its product pleiotropic drug resistance protein 2-like. NCBI's taxonomy places the organism in Eukaryota, Viridiplantae, Streptophyta, Magnoliopsida, Lamiales, Pedaliaceae. Gene Ontology annotation, cellular component: membrane. Gene Ontology annotation, molecular function: ATP binding; ABC-type transporter activity; ATP hydrolysis activity. The record is from RefSeq and is a predicted model, not a curated record.